AUGAUGAACAGCGGAGGGAUCGGGGUGCCGCUCGGCUUCCCCUUGGGCCCCACGUCUGUUAUCCAGGUCACGAACCUGUCCUCGGCAGUGACCAGUGAACAGAUGCGGUCUCUCUUCGGCUUCCUGGGAGAUAUCGAGGAGUUGCGUCUCUAUCCCCCGGACAACACACCUCUUGCUUUUUCCUCCAAAGUAUGCUAUAUUAAGUUUCGUGAAGCAUCAAGUGUUGGUGUGGCCCAGCAUCUAACAAACACGGUUUUUAUUGACAGAGCUUUGAUAGUUGUGCCCUGUGCAGAAGGUAAAAUCCCAGAUGAAGCCAAAGCCCUUUCUCUAUUGGCGCCUGCUCCUAUUAUGACAAGCCUGAUGCCUGGUGCAGGAUUGCUUCCUAUACCUACACCAAACCCUUUGACUACACUCAGUGUUUCACUUGGCACUUUGGGGGCUGUACCAACAGCAACAUUGGACUCUACCAUUACGGCUCUGGGAGAAAUACCACAGCCACCAAUUAUGGGGAAUGUGGACCCAUCCAAAAUUGAUGAAAUCAGAAGAACAGUCUAUGUUGGAAACUUGAAUUCACAGACUACAACAGCAGAUCAGCUGCUUGAAUUCUUUAAACAAGUUGGAGAAGUCAAAUUUGUGCGAAUGGCAGGUGAUGAGACACAACCAACACGAUUUGCUUUUGUGGAAUUUGCAGACCAAAACUCUGUACCUCGUGCUCUUGCCUUUAAUGGAGUUAUGUUUGGAGACAGGCCACUGAAAAUAAAUCAUUCCAAUAAUGCAAUAGUGAAGCCUCCUGAAAUGACACCACAAGCUGCUGCCAAGGAACUGGAAGAAGUGAUGAAGAGAGUAAGGGAAGCCCAGUCUUUUAUAUCUGCUGCUAUUGAGCCAGAGUCUGGAAAGAGCAGUGAAAGAAAAGGCGGUCGAUCUCGUUCCCAUUCUCGUUCAGAAUCCAGGUCUAGCUCAAAAUCCCGAUCUAGAAGGAAAAGAUCACACUCAAAACACAGAAAUAGAUCUGGCAACAGAUUGCUCUCAAGGCACAAGGACAGACACAGAUCGAGAAGUCCCCUGAAAAAACAGCCUAGAUCUAGGGAAAGGUGGAAAUCAAGAAGUCGCUCUCGUUCUUGGGACAAGAAAAGAGACAAAGAAAAGGUCAAGGAAAAAGAAAAGGCCAAAGAAAAGGAGAGGGAAAGAGAGCGAGAUAAAGAGAGAAACAGGGAUAAGGAGAAGGACCAGGAGAGAGAGAGAGACCAAAACAAAGAUCAAGAGAGAAUCAGAGACAAAGAUAGGGAUAGGGACAGGAACAAGGAUAAGGACAAAGGUAGGGACAGGGAAAAAAACAAAGAUAAGGAAAAAGAUAGGGAAGAGGACAAAGAAAAGGAAAAAGAUGAGGAUAAGGAGCAAGAAAGAGAAAAAGAGAGAGAUGAUAAAAAGAAGAAAGAUAAGAGAUCCAGAAUACCCCCAAGAAGCUAUAGCUCUUCAAGAAGAUCUCGUAGCUCCAGCAG
This is a messenger RNA of Chaetura pelagica (chimney swift), 1499 nucleotides long. Its product is annotated as splicing regulatory glutamine/lysine-rich protein 1-like. Gene Ontology annotation, cellular component: nucleoplasm. The annotation marks the transcript as partial. The record is from RefSeq and is a predicted model, not a curated record. Lineage: Eukaryota; Metazoa; Chordata; Aves; Apodiformes; Apodidae. Gene Ontology annotation, molecular function: RNA binding. The transcript has 11 exons.